AUGAGGCCUCCGACGCAUUUCGGUAACGACAUUACCAACACCGAAGGGAACGGCGAGGAACAACAGAACAACAACAACAAUGGUGGCGGCGGCGGCGGAAACGGGGCCAACAAUGGCAACAAUGGCGGAAGCAACACGGACUACAUUGUCGAGCGGUUGACGCAGAUGGGUGCCACAAUUAACUUCCCGAAGGUUGCCGGCCGUGGCAUCAUCCGGGUUGUGGAGCGCUGCGAUGAUGCGAAGGAGAACAACAAUCUAGGUAAGGGUGUGGAUGUGGAUUGGGUUUGUUUGGUGUUUGGGUUUGAUAAAGUGUAG
Anopheles marshallii is the source of this 315-nucleotide messenger RNA. RefSeq names its product insoluble matrix shell protein 4-like. Lineage: Eukaryota; Metazoa; Arthropoda; Insecta; Diptera; Culicidae. The transcript has a single exon. The record is from RefSeq and is a predicted model, not a curated record. The coding region runs from base 1 to 315 and encodes 104 amino acids.